CUCAUUGUGAACUUCUCAAACUCUUCUUCAACCUUUUGAUCUUUUGCUGAUUUGGGUUCCUCGUAUUGGUUUGGCACGAACCUAAGAAAUGGGAAAUCAGGCGAUGAGAAAUGGGGAUUACUUGGAAGGGAUGCUCAGUGAUUAUGUCGGCGGAAAGGCGAGGAUGAAAGCUCAGAAGGGUGGCUCUUCUCGGCUUGUCACAGCGCUCACUUGUCUCCAAUUCGCCUUCGCAUUGUACGCAACAUUCCUGUUGUAUUACAUGAGCCCCUCAAUAGAUUUGCGGACCAAACCAGAUUUUACAUGGGCCACCCGAAUCGCGCAACAAUGGAAGAAUUUCAUUGUUAUCCCGCAUGUUGUCGGUCGGUACCAAGAAUCCUCUGCUCUCGAUUUUGUUCAACCGAUUGUGAGUCCGUCGGAAGUAUGCGAGCACGAGAAGAUAGAUUUCACGCAGAAGAAGUCAAAUGACGCGCAAAUGAUCAAGUUGAAGAGAGAGCUUUACAGUGAAGUAUUGGGAUUCCAGAGCAAGAGCGCCGGCACAGAAACUCUUGCUGAGCUAUUGGCAAUGAAGUCCAAGUGGGAUUUGCGAGGCCCCAAAAGGGCGAAAGUCACGGUCAUCUUGAACCAUUUCAAACGGAAAACGCUCUGCGCCCAGCUUGAUUCUUUGCUUCAACAGACGCUUCCUUUCCACCAUGUUUGGGUGCUUUCAUUUGGGAGCCCGAAUGAGGUUUCCUUGAAGAGAAUUGUGGAUAGCUAUAAUGAUUCGAGAAUCAGCUUCAUAAGUUCAAGCUAUGAUUUCAAGUACUAUGGAAGAUUCCAAAUGGCUUUGCAGACGGAGGCGGAUCUUGUGUAUAUCCUCGACGACGACAUGAUUCCGGGAAGGAAAAUGCUACAGAUUUUGUCGCAUGUGGCCGGGACGGCCAAGUACGAGAACGCCGUUUUGGGCAGUAUCGGGAGGAUUUUGCCGUUCAGGCAGAAGGACUUCACAUUUCCGAGCUACAGAAAGUUUCGGUCCAAGGAGGCGGGCCUUUAUUUGCCCGACCCGGCUUAUGAUAUCACGGUUGAUAAAAUUGUCCAGGUGGACUUUCUUUCCAGCUCUUGGUUCUUGUCGGCCGAGCUUGUCAAGACGCUUUUCACUGAGACCCCCUUCACCUUUGCCACCGGCGAAGAUCUUCACCUUAGCUAUACACUUCAAAAGUACAGAAAUGCUGGCUCGUUUGUUGUUCCAGUUGACCCGCACGACAAGGAAACAUGGGGCGACAGUGAACACCGGCUUGCUUAUGUCUCCGAAACCACUGUAAUCUUCAAAGACAUCGUUCAAGUACGAGACGACCAAUGGUGGAAAGCUCUUUCUACUGGCUAUAUCACCCAGUGGGCUGCAAUGCAUCCUCAAAAAAUCGACGCCCUCUUCUACGCCCACUCUAUCGACGAGGUCAAAGCCCUCGCCCCCCUUCUCGAAAAGUUCCGGUCCACCGUCGGGAAAAAGGCCUACAUCGCGGUCUCCGGAGGCGACUUCUGCGGUUGCGAAGACGCUGCAACCGCUCUCAAGUGGCCCAAGUUGGUGUGCAAAGAACGGAGGUUUAAGAUAUUUGAUAUGGCCGUCGGAGCUGUGUCUGGAAUUUCCAAGUCGGAGGUGCCGCUGCUGAAUGCAGUCUACUCUAGCGUGAAGGGUUUGAUCAGAAUUCAUAAUCCCAGCGUGGUGAUCACAGUGGCCGACAUUGAUCCUAAUGUGAAGAAAGCUUUGAAGAUGGCAACGGAAACUAAUUCCAAUGGGACAACUCUUGUUCUUUUACCAAGACCCUCCGUUUCAAAGGUUCUUUGGAUGGCUGAUCUACGAUCAACAGCCUUGCCAAAUUGGAACCGGAUGAGGAUCUCUGUGAACAUUAUCACCCAAAAUCGAGUUCAUUCUUUAAAAAGGCUUCUCAAAUCUCUGAGCAAUGCCUACUAUGUCGGCGACGAUAUCCCUAUCAGCUUCAACGUGGACAGCAAAGUGGACGAGGCAACAAUUAAACAUAUAAACUCAUUCCAGUGGCCUCACGGCUCCAAAAUCGUGAGGCGGAGGAUCAUUCAAGGAGGGCUGAUCCGAGCCGUCAGUGAGAGCUGGUACCCAUCAUCGGACGACGAUUACGGCCUCCUCCUUGAGGACGACAUCGAAGUCUCUCCCUACUACUAUCUAUGGAUCAAAUACGCCCUCUUGGCCUACCAGUACGACCCACAAGUGUCUCUCCCGGAGCUCUCUUCCAUUUCCCUUUACACUCCUAGGAUUGUUGAGGUUGUCAAAGAAAGACCCAAAUGGAAUCCCACAGAGUUUUUCAAGAACACCCACCCAAACACGCCUUAUCUCCACCAAUUGCCCUGCAGCUGGGGCUCUGUUUUCUUCCCCAAGCAAUGGAGAGAGUUCUAUGUGUACAUGAACAUGAGGUUCACUGAAGAUGCCAAGGCAAACCCAGUUCAGAUUCCCAAGUCUAGAACAAAUGGGUGGCAGGCUUCGUGGAAGAAGUUUCUGAUUGACAUGAUGUAUCUCAGAGGCUACGUUACUCUGUAUCCCAACUUUCCUAAUCAGGCAAGCUUUUCCACGAACCAUAUGGAGCCGGGGGCUCAUGUUAGUGCGAAGGACAACGUUGUUAGGCACGACAAGACAGAUUUUGAGGUGCCCUUGUUGAAGGAAGACUUCCGGGGGCUGUUGCCGGGUGGGAAGUUUCCUCCGGCGUCGAGAUUGCCGUCGCUGAACCUCUUCAAUCAGCCAGUUUCUCUCAAGGGACUCAAGGCGGCUGGGACCAAGUUGGGGCAGGAUGUACUUAGAUGUGACAAUGUCACUGAGGUUGUUGUUGUUGAUCACGGAACAGGUCUGCCACUGCGCUGUGCAAAAUUCUAA
This is a messenger RNA of Corylus avellana, 2872 nucleotides long. Its product is annotated as glycosyltransferase family protein 2. NCBI's taxonomy places the organism in Eukaryota, Viridiplantae, Streptophyta, Magnoliopsida, Fagales, Betulaceae. The record is from RefSeq and is a predicted model, not a curated record.